This is a messenger RNA of Physella acuta, 2357 nucleotides long. RefSeq lists its product as uncharacterized. Gene Ontology annotation, cellular component: extracellular region. NCBI's taxonomy places the organism in Eukaryota, Metazoa, Mollusca, Gastropoda, Physidae. The record is from RefSeq and is a predicted model, not a curated record. Gene Ontology annotation, molecular function: growth factor activity; cytokine activity.
GAACACACGAGUUACACGAACAUGCAUUCACCAGUACUCACCUUCUUGCCGGCCGUGCUGCUGUUGUCGCAUCUGGCGAGCUGCACCCGUCGACUGGACGUCCAAACGGAGAUUAAAAAUGAAAGGGACAGACAGGCUCAGAUCAACAAGUGGAACUACAACCUGGACAAGCACCUCAACAUGCCCACACGCAGAGAGCUGGAGACACACCAAGAGAAGACGGUACAGGCCCCACGGGAAAUCCCCAUCUCCAUCAUGAUGCUGGCACAGCCGACAGAGGACAGGAGCCGAGACACUAUUGUCUUUGAGUUCGACGCGAGGCAACAAGCUCACGUUCUACAGUCCGGCCUGGCCUACCUGAUGAUCCGGCUCCGCGACGUCCGGAAAAAGAAGCGCAACAACAAGAACUCGAAGCAGUCGUCGGAAAACGACCUGAAGGAGAAGAUGAAGAACGUGACGGAUGGUACCGUCUUAUCAGAGCAGAUGCGGAAGAAAUUGGACCAGCUGAAGAACGAACAGAACGAAGAAGGCGUGGACAGUUCCGAUAGGCGAUCGCAGAAGGAGAGAGCGGAGAAGAUGCAAAUAUUGAAGAAUUUCACCGAAGCUUUCAAUAACGGGAACGCGAUCGGGAAAGGUAAAGAGGAGAAAAACAAAGCGAGGAAAAACAAACAGGAGAAGAAUAAAGAAGAGGAAGAUGAGGACGAGGAGAGACGAGGGAAAGGUAAAACGAAGCGGCAUUUGACGGUCAAGGUCGUGGUGAGGGUGGUGGAUCAGGAUACCGGAAAAGAGAAACGCAUCGCGGCGGUGAACGUUGAGGUCAAGGCGAAGAAAACGCUGCUUUCUGUUCCGAUACGGAAAAGUGUUCUGAUCGACGCGGCGACCUCACCCCGACAUACUCUGGUGUUGAAGAUCGCGUGCAAGAGGUGCAAGAAGCGCGUGCAUAUGGACAUGCUGUACCGCUCGCCCAAACACAAAAACGAAGCCUAUCCCACGACCGACCUGGAACUGAACCCGAACCGACCUUAUUUGGUCAUACCGACUUUAGCGACGUCCGACUCCAGCGAUAACUCAGGGCGCGACGGUCGGUCUAAAAGACACGCUGGGUCUCCCUGUUCUACUCCAGGCUCCACCCAAUGCUGUUCUGAGAGAAUUUUUAUCACAUUUCAAGAACUUGGAAUGGACAAGGUUAUAGUUUAUCCUAAAGGUUUUCACACCGUUACCUGUGUAGGAAGGUGUUUAACAAAUACAGACAAAACCCUAGGUGAUUCAGAUCAACUAGUUAUUCAAACAAAUUCCACUUCGACAAAGUUAUCGGAAAUUCCAGAGACUGAUUCAAACUCGAGUAUACAAGGUGUAAAAAAUUGUCAACCGGUUAGGAAAUCGUCCUUAGAUAUUUAUUACUUAGAUGAGAUGAAAAAUAUCAUUCCGCGCAGGCUAGUGGAUUUUGUGGAUGAAGAGUGUGGAUGCGUGUCAUGACAGAGUUAUUGGACUUCUGGUAUGGGGGAGAGACAAGGGUGACAACUCGGUUCGAGAUGUUCAAUUUGACGCGUCAAUUCCAGUAGAGACACAUGAACCGGAAUUUUCCGGCUAACUUCAAUGUUACCUGGCUAUAGACAAACAAUAAGUUCAUGUGUUUGACUGAUAGAAUAAUACAAUUGAAAAAAAUAGACGCAAUUUGUUUUGGGUUGGAAAAAAAAAACAGUCUAAUAUAUACAAAAUUAUUUAAUUAAGAAUCUAAGAAUAGGUUUCAAUUUUUAAAAAUUGCAAAUGAUUUUAAGUAUGUAAAACAAAUAAAUAAAUAUAUAUAUAUUUAUGCUUAAGUUAUGUGCUAAAUUAUUAAAAUAAUUAUUUUAAUUUUUUAUAUUUAACUAUAUCAAUAAGAAGUAUAACAUGUCAUAUCACCACAAAGUAUAAAAUUAUUUCAAAUAUAAAAUUGCUCACAUUUACGCUGCUUUUAUAAUUUUAUCCGCUCAAAAAAUAUUUUAAAAAAAUAUGUUUGAUGUCGCGGAUUAGACUAAGAGGAUUAUCCAUCUCGUUAUGUUACCAUGACAACGUGCGACCACCCACACAUCCAUAACGUAAUCAGCACCAGCUAAACAUCGCGACGUAAACGUUAAAUGAACGGUUUAAAUAAAAUUACAAACUUAGAGAAAAUUGAUUUUUAUUGCGACAGGUAUGUCGAAAGAUUUUCGAUUACAUUUUUGAUUUGACCAUUACAUUUUUUUUGUUAAAGUUGUCGAAUUUUGUGGAAUGCAUUGAAUACAUGGUUGUAAAGCUAUGCGUAAUUAGGUAAUUAUCGCGAACCAUAUGUCAUUGUACAUAUCAAUGCAGUCUACUGUUACUCGAUCUUAUUUAUG